UACUUGAUGCGACGUAAGACGGUGCAUGCAGUAUCGACCACCGGAAAUGUCCCACUAGGCAAUGCUGAAUGACCUGCCCUAUCACCUGUGACCUACAAGGAGCUGAAAUGGUUGGACAUUUCUGACCUAUGACCUGUGACCUACAAGGAGCUGAAAUGGUCGGACGUUUCCCACAAGUGUCUUCCGACGACAACUCCUCGGAUGACGAUGGGUUGAAGGUCUCUGAGGUGGCUGCGGAGGAACGAACUCACGCACCACCGACAUCGGCGCAUAGGACGCUGUCACAUAGGCCACGGUUCAGAACAAAAACAAGAUUUCCAUGCUUCUGGAAAAGACACCAUGCAUCUAAGUAUCUCACAUGCUGUGGCAGUGACAGCGAGGACAGUGAGGAAGACGACCUUCAGAUGGAGCUGGCCGACUUUCUGGCGGAACAGAACAACCAGGGGUCAACGACCUCCCUACAGUUCCUGCUGCCCCAGGGGUCAUACAUGGAGGGGGUGCUACCACUGCGAUACGGGGAGGAGGGUCGACCAUAUUUGCUGCUGAACAAGGUGAACUGCCCCUCCAUGGACGUCAUCAGCGAACACCUCCAUCGAACAUGGCGGAUCGAGAGGCCAAAGGUCAUCCUGUCGCUCUACUGCGAGCCGGACUACUUCAGCCUCUGGAAGCGGAGAAAAAUUUACGACGCCCUACAGACGGGACUGAUCAAGCUUGCCUCCACCACCAACAUGUGGCUGAUCACCAAUGGGGCAAACCUGGGCGUGGGGAAGCUGGUUGGAGAUGCGCUGAAGCGGGAAAAAGCGCGGCGGGAGUACGUCGUGGUGAAGGAAGAGGACGACCAACCCACGCUCCGGGCCGUCGGGAUCCUGCCGUUCUGUGCUGUGGCUCAGAUGCUGCCGAGAUGGCGGGUUGUCCAGGAUGAGAUGAAGGAGCAGUGGGAGCUGAACCCUGACCACACACACUUCAUCGUGGUGGACGACGGCUCAAACGACAACUGGACCGCAGAGCAGGACCUGCGCCUCCAGCUGCAGCACCACUACAGAUCACCCCGCCAGGUCUACAAUGUUCUUCCGGGCACAACCUCCAGAAAGAAGGCGAACCCUGUGGUGUGUGUGUUGGUGCAGGGAGGGCCGGCCAGUAUACAGUAUGUACGGGGGUGUGUGCAGCAGGAGACACCUGUGCUGCUACUGAAGGGGAGUGGCAAGGCAGCUGAUCUACUGGCCUUUGCUUAUGAGGAGAUUAAAGAAAGACCUGCCCAGGAAGACUGGAUGCAGUACUUAAGAGCGGAGCUGUCCAGACGGAUCUUUAAGACGUUUCCCCAGCUGUCUCAGGAGGAGGUUCAGGACCUGAAGGAGUCCAUCAUCGACUGUGUCAACGAUGCCAUCAAGGAGGACCAGGUGUUCCUCAGCAUCCUGGAGGUGCACAGUUUCCAUGACGACCUGGAGAACCUGGAUAAGUACAUCCUCACCGCCAUCUUGAAAGCCCAAGCAGAUGUUUCCGAUGACAACGUUGUGCAGAGCGACCUUCAGCUGACCUUGCAGUGGAACAGACCUGACCUGGCGCUCUCCGAGAUUUUCCAGUCUCCUUAUUUCCCCGACAACAUCAAGAUCCCGUCUCGGCUGUUUGAGAAAGCUCUACUGAAGAAGGACCGGGAGGAGUUUGUGGAGCUUUUCUUGUCUCAAGGCUUCGACCCGGCAAACUUCAUGACCAGGCACAGAUACAGGAGACUGUUCGAGAAAGCAGAGGACAGGGAGUUUAUCAAGGGAGUGUUUGGAGCCAUGGGGUACAACCUGCCUGAUUUUGGGGUCCUCCCCGAGAAGUUUCUGAUGACCCUUAAGAAGGUAAUCUGCAGACUUGCAGAGGUCGACGUUUACUUCUUCUGCCACGAGAGCCCGAACAAGCAGCGGCCGAGUCUGGAGAAGGCAGCCAUCAUGUGCUUCAGCUUCCAGAAAAAAACUAAGGUGAUGAUGGACCUGUUGCUCUGGGCGAUCCUGGUAAACAAGCAGCGGUUGGUGCGUGUGAUCUGGGAGCAGUCGGAGGACCCCAUCCCGCUAGCCCUGUACAUCCGCCGGGUCUACAUGUCGCUCACCAAGUACGUGGAGGAUGCCACGCUGCGCAGGGAGAUGCACGCACUCGUCACUGAGUAUGAAGACCUGGCCGUCGGUGUCUUAGACAUGGGGUACAAGGAGUCCACCAAGAAGGCGACGGACAUCUUAAACGAGAUGGUUCCGGACUGGAAGGUGAAGACGGCGAUCGAGGUCGCGUACGACAGCAAGUGUAAGAAGUUCAUCGCCCAUCCCUGCUGUCAGAAGUGGGUGAAGCGCAAGUACAUGGGAGGGAUUUCUGUCAAGAAAAGGAUGGCAAACAUCUUCCCCAGCUGGCUCAAGAUCCUGCUGAGUGCCUUCCUGAUCUUCCCCAUGUUCCUGUUCAUCGACUUCCGUUUUCUGCGGCCGAGUGCAGAGGACCAGAGGAGGGCCCAGAGGAAGAGGGAGAUCCUCCGGGGCAGUCAGCAGAGCCAGAACAGCAUCAGUCAGAGCCCGGUAUAUCCGUACGUAGAGAGGCAGGUGGAGGAAGGUUGUGAGUCGUCUUGUCGUUACUGUGCAGGCUACAGGUGCAACUGCACCCUCAACACCUGCAUGCUCAACUUCUUCCGCAGAAUCAAGGCACUGUGGACUGCUCCCAUCACCAAGUACUGGGCUCACGUGCUGUGUUACAUGAUAUUCCUGUUCCUGUUGUCGCUCUCCGGGCUGCUGCCUGGCUGUGGGAGCGCCCUGCUGGACGUGGGCAUCAGUCUGUGGAUGACGACUUCCAUUGUCGAGCUCAUCCGCACCAUCUACAGGGACGCGGAGAUGUUUCGCCGGUCCUCCAGUCGUGAGUACAACUACUGGCUCUACAUGGAAACGACCUUGAUCGUGGUGUUCUGGGUGGCGCACUUCUUCAUGAAGGUGGUGGGGACGCGGGUGGGGUUCGCUCACCCGAAGGACGCCAAGCUGCUGAUGGCCAUCAUGGUGUUCUUCUUCUUCCUACGGCUGCUCUACGUCUUCGCCCCCAACAGUCUGCUGCUCGGACCCAGGCUGGUCAUGCUCAGGAAAAUGAUCCAGAUCGACCUGCUGGUGUUUUUCCGGCUGCUGGUUGUGUUUAUGUGCAUCCACGGUGUGGUAUCCCAGAUCCUGCUCCAACCCUGGCAUGAGCUGGACAGUGAUGUGAUGAAGAUGCUGGUGUGGAGACCCUGGCUGCACGUCUGGCUCACUCCAUACGGCUACCUGGAAGGUAACUGUGAGGGCCUAAUUGUCGUGCCUCCGCCCAACCAGCCUCCCAGCUGGUACUCCCCCAACGUUACCAUGCCAACCUGUCCUGCGGAGACUUCAGACGCGUGUGAGGGGCACUGGUACCUCUACCUCUCCCUCACCUUCUACCUCAUCUGUGUGCGCUUUGGCCUGCUCACUGUACUCUUCGCUAUGUUUAGUAAGACAUAUCAGAGAGUACAGGAUGAGUCGCGGGAAAUCUGGAUGUACCAGCGAUACAAACUGAUUAUCGACCUGGACCGGCGUGACAGCCUGCCGCCACCGCUGGUCGUGUUUCACUACAUCUACAUGCUGGGGAGGUACCUGUGCUGGUGCUGGAAGUGCCGCAUUGUCACCAAGGUCCGUGUGGCAUACGGUGAGAAGACCUACUCCAGUCAGGACAUGGUGGAUGGAGGGUUAGACAUCCCUGAUGGAGCCGAGCUUGACGAGGACAAGUUCAGUUUCUGGAAGUCCUGCGCUCACAGCUACAACUCCAGGGAGAAGAAAAAGACUGAACAGGAAAACAAGCAGAUGACACAGACAGACGUCUAUGAGCAGGUGAGCGAGGACCUGUCCCGUCUGGACGUGCGGGUGAGGAGGAGGCACGACCGUCUCCACGACCGCGUCGUCAAGGUGGAGAAGAUGAUGCAGGAGAGCAUGCUCACCCUGGAGACCAUCAAGCACCUGCUCCUGAAGAAAGAGAGUGGUGAGGUAGAGGGUGUUCCGACCACCCAGACUGGGGCAGUUCUCCACAUCGCGGCCAGACAGUCUCCGUACUUCGGCACCAGCAGGAAGAGAUUCCCGGUGUUCGACAAGUACGUUCCCUGGCGUAAGCUGUUCGUGGAGUAUGACCCUCCCCGCUACACCGCCCCCAUGGAACACUUCUCUGAGUGGUUCCGACAGUUCGCUGAUGAGGUCAACCCAAGUGCCCAGCAGCCGGCCCCUGUGUGGAACGAGAUCGUCGGGUACAAGAUGAAAAUCCGUCAUGAGGGGGAGGGGGGCACGAGGGAGGAGGUCAUGGAGGUCGAUCGAAGGUCGUGGAUCGAGGACAAGGACACAGGAGUCGGCAUCCGAUACAACAUCACAUCAGAGGGGGUGCCUCAGAACCCAAUGGGCAGAACUGGCCUGAGAGGCAAAGGGGCGCUGUUCAGGUGGGGCCCAAAUCACAGCAUGCUGGCCAUAUGCACAAGGUGGAAACAUGCAGUAGACCCAGCUACAGGAGAUGAGCAGGAGGAGUACCUACUGGUGGAGGGGAAGAGAGUUCUGGAGUUCCUGUCUUACAAGGAGCCAGACUUUGAGGAGUGGGCCAUACCUGGGGCGAUAACAGCAGGCCUAGAGAGUAAGUACAGUGUUCUCCAUCGAGCGUUCUGCACCAAGGCACUGGGGAAGCAGCCGGCAGUGGUGGACAGGAACAUGGACGAGAGCAAGGUCAAACAGCUGUUUGAAGCGUACACAGCAGAUGAGAAGGACAGCCCUCCCACAGACCGAGACGACCCCAUCGAGACCUUCUCGGCCGCCAUGAUCUACCGCGGUUACGUGGACGACCCGCGGAACACGGACAACGCCUGGGUCGAGACGGAGGCAUGGCACUUCCACUACGAGAGCGGAGAAAGGUUCUCGGAGGAAGAAAUGGUCACCGCCGGCAGCAGGUGGCAGGAGGUGUCCCGGCACGUGAAGCUGUUCGCCAGCCACGCUUCAGUCAUCCCCGAGGCUGCAGCAAGACUCAACGCUUACUUCUGAGGAGGUGAUCUGC
Messenger RNA from Branchiostoma belcheri (Belcher's lancelet), 5037 nucleotides. Its product is annotated as transient receptor potential cation channel subfamily M member 7-like. Bases 129 to 5024 code for a protein of 1631 amino acids. The record is from RefSeq and is a predicted model, not a curated record. Gene Ontology annotation, molecular function: ADP-ribose diphosphatase activity. NCBI's taxonomy places the organism in Eukaryota, Metazoa, Chordata, Leptocardii, Amphioxiformes, Branchiostomatidae. The transcript has 31 exons.